Nyctereutes procyonoides (raccoon dog) is the source of this 2325-nucleotide messenger RNA. It is a transcript of the gene RAC1, whose product is annotated as Rac family small GTPase 1. Gene Ontology annotation, biological process: cortical cytoskeleton organization; small GTPase-mediated signal transduction; regulation of cell shape. Gene Ontology annotation, cellular component: cytoplasmic vesicle; plasma membrane; cell cortex. The transcript is spliced from 7 exons. Bases 224 to 859 code for a protein of 211 amino acids. Gene Ontology annotation, molecular function: GTPase activity; protein kinase binding; GTP binding. The record is from RefSeq and is a predicted model, not a curated record. NCBI's taxonomy places the organism in Eukaryota, Metazoa, Chordata, Mammalia, Carnivora, Canidae.
GGAGCGGCCAUUUCCUGUUUCUCCGCAGUUUUCCCCCAGCUUUGGGUGGUGGCCGCGGCUGGGCUCCGGCUUUCCGUCGGCGGAGGGCGAGGCGGUGUGGACAGCGGCCCCGGCACCCCGCGCCCUGCCGCCUGCAGCCGCGCGCCCGCCCGCGGCGCCCCGAGCCCGCCGCUUCUCGCGUCAGCGCCCGCCCGCCGCCGCCGCGGCCCAGCGAGCGGCCCAGAUGCAGGCCAUCAAGUGUGUGGUGGUGGGAGACGGAGCUGUAGGUAAAACUUGUCUACUGAUCAGUUACACAACCAAUGCAUUUCCUGGAGAAUACAUCCCCACUGUCUUUGACAACUACUCUGCCAAUGUUAUGGUAGAUGGAAAACCAGUGAAUCUGGGCUUAUGGGAUACAGCUGGACAAGAAGAUUAUGACAGAUUACGUCCCUUAUCCUAUCCGCAAACAGUUGGAGAAACGUAUGGUAAGGAUAUACCCUCCAGGGGCAAAGACAAGCUGAUUGCCGAUGUAUUCUUAAUUUGCUUUUCUCUUGUGAGUCCUGCAUCAUUUGAAAAUGUUCGAGCAAAGUGGUACCCUGAAGUGCGACACCACUGUCCCAACACCCCUAUCAUCUUGGUGGGGACUAAACUUGAUCUCAGGGACGACAAAGACACGAUUGAGAAACUGAAGGAGAAGAAGCUGACUCCCAUCACCUACCCACAGGGUCUGGCCAUGGCUAAGGAGAUCGGUGCUGUAAAAUACCUGGAGUGCUCUGCUCUUACGCAGCGAGGCCUCAAGACAGUGUUUGAUGAAGCUAUUCGAGCGGUUCUCUGCCCCCCUCCCGUCAAGAAGAGGAAGAGAAAAUGCCUGCUGUUGUAAAUGUUGGGUUCCCCUGCCCCAUCCCCCUCAGAACCUUUGUACGCUUUGCUCAAAAAUGGUGGAGCCUUCGCACUCAAUGCCAAGUUUUUGUUACAGAUUAGUUUUUCCAUAAAACCAUUUUGAACCAAUCAGUAAUUUUUAGGUUUUGUUUAAAGUGUAAGACUUCAAACUUUCACAUUAAAAUUUAGCCCUAAAAUGGCCAGCUUUCUUAAAGCCUUAUUUUUCAAAAGCCCCUAUUCUUGCUCAGAUUAAGAGUUGCCAAAAUACCUUGUGAACUAAGUUGCAUUGUUGUGCUGAGAACACUAAGCACUAAACCGUUCAAGAUCCCUGUCCUUCAGAAGAGACGGCAGUGUCUCAGGUUUGGACCUGCAGACCUGUGCUUGCUAGUUUCCAGUAGGAAAGCCACACAGCCCUCCUCGAGCUGUUGCCACAUUGCCAUCUAAGCCCGUGGCCACGCCCUAACUGUACUGUAUGUCCUCACGGAAGGAGCAUAAUGACUCAGUUCUUUGGAUCAGUCUUUUUGAUUUUGUAGUGAAAUUUCUUUAAAAAGUUAGUGUAUUCGCUUUUGCUGACAUUUUGAACAGACCUCUCACUCCCAUGUUCCUCCAAUGAGGGCGGGGGGCACAGCACGUGACGCGAUCAAAGGAUAAAGACAGUAUUUUGACAAAAUCCGGAGGUUAAUUUACACUACAUUGUACACGUCAUAAUCAAACUGAGUAAAAGUGUCACGGGUAAAAUUUUAAAAGGUUAAUUUCUGUCAAAUGCAGUAAAUGAAGAAAGGUCGGUAUUAUCACUAAGUGUUUUAAGCUUUUCCUUUUUCUUAGACCUGCCAUCCUUCCUGAAAUUGGGCAUUUAAUUCAUCUUUGAACUGGUUGUACCCAUAGUUGCUAACUUAGUGCUUUUCUUAUAGAACCUUCUUAACGAGCAAUAUGCCUCCUUGUAUUAUAAAAUCUUUCUGAUAAUGCAUUAGAAAUUUUUUUUUGUAGAUUAGUAAAGUGCAUUCCUGUUUCCUUGUUACUUUAUUCAAAGCUAAUAAGCACUCUCCUUAGUUUUCUAGUAACUAGGUGUAAAAAUCAUGUGUUGCAGCUUUACAGUUUUUGAAAUAUUUUAGAUAUUCCUAAACUAUGAACUUUCUUAACAUCACUGUCUUGCCAGAUCACCAAUACUGUCCCCUGACUAACGCUGGCCCUCCUCUGCCUCACCCCCCGGACACACGCUUCCUGUUGCCCUGCCUGACCAUGUUCCCUUGGGUCUGUGACAUUCUGUAAGCCCGUGCUUGUGCUAACGAAGUUCUGUACGACUUACCCACUGGCAAGAAUACAAGGUUGGACCUCUGAACCAAUAAAAUAGAACAACAUUUUUUAAAUUGACAGUUGCAGAAUCGUGGAGUGUUUUUACAUUGAUCUUUUGCUAAUGCAAUUAGCAGUAUGUUUUGCAUGUAUGACUUAAUAAAUCCUUGAAUCAUA